CGCGCGUGUGUGUAGGUGAGUCAGGAAUCAGGAUCUCUGCAGUGGCGCUGGUGUCUCGCUCAGGAUCGGAGUUACCGCGAGUUUCUCUUUGUUUCUCGGAGAAUCAGACGGAAAUCUGCCGGCAUGAGUCCGGCUUGAAGAAGGGAAGGGUGUGGUGUGGUGUGGACCCGCACCAGCGCGCGUCUCCGGCGGUCUGUAUGCGCGCGCCCCGCCGCUCCGCUCCGCACAUCUGCCCGCGGUGAGAGACGCGACGCCCCGAGCCGCAGCAGCAGCAGCAUGGCCGAGCGCGGAUCCGGAGUGCUGAUGAUGCUGCUGGAGCCCCCGGCCCUCGCCAUGACCCUGCCGGCGGAGGUGCGCGAGAGGCUGGCGGAGCUGGAGCUGGAGCUGUCCGAGGGUGACAUCACGCAGAAAGGCUAUGAGAAGAAAAGAGGGAAAUUACUGGCGCCCUACAUUCCCCAGAUACAAGGUGUAGAUCCGUCUCUUCAGAUCGAUCACAGGAUUCAGUCUUCAGCACCGGCGGCUCAUCCGGCCUCCAAACACAACAAACCUCGGCUGGCCAACUCCAGGGAUGAGCGCUUCAGAUCAGAUCUUCAUACAGAAGCAGUUCAAGCAGCUUUGGCCAAAUAUAAAGAGAGAAAGAUGCCGAUGCCCUCAAAGAGACGCUCUGUGCUGGUGCAGUCUUCAGUCGAAGCAUGCACUCCUCCAGACACGUCAUCAGCUUCAGAGGAUGAGGGCUCUCUGCGCCGGACAGGCCGCUUCGCCUCCUCAUCCCCGUAUGCUGCUCAGGCCAGCGUGGAGCACUGGUUUAACAGGGUGAUCCAGGGCUCCUCCACGUCCUCCUCUGCCUCCUCCACCUCCUCACACCCUGGAGGACGAGCGCAGCACUGCACCAACACCAGCUCCGCUUCAGCCGCCACCGUCCUGGCAGACCUGAUGGCACACACACACAUCGACCAGCACUGCGCACCGCCGGAUGUGACGGGUCUGUUGGAGCGCUCGCUGCAUGCGGAGCGCCCACAGGUGGCGUCAGUGCGAGGCCUUCCCCGCGGAUACACACACUCCAGUCUGAUGGAGACGGCCGAUGGCUCUGUCAGGGCAGAUGAGGAGGCCGUGGAUGGUGUUCCAGUCAACAGUCGAGUGUCCUCCAAGAUCCAGCAGCUCCUCAACACUCUCAAAAGGCCAAAGAGACCUCCUCUACGAGAGUUCUUCCUUGAUGACUUCGAGGAGCUUUUGGAUGUGCAGCAUCCAGACCCGCAGCAGCCGAAGCCAGAGGGAGGGGAGAUGCGGCCUCUGAGCGGGGACCCACCAGUGGUCUCCAGUAACCGGCCCUCGUCUCUGCUGGGGUCCUUGCAUCGCUGGGGAAACACUCAGGCCAAGAGCCCCUGCCUGACCUCACUGGACAACACAGGAAAACCCCUCUACACACUCACAUACGGGAAGCUGUGGACGCGGAGUCAGAAACUGGCAUUCACACUGCUUAACAAACUGAGCAGCAGGAAUGAACCACUGCUGAGACCUGGAGACAGAGUUGCACUGGUGUUCCCCAAUAAUGACCCAGUGAUGUUCAUGGUCGCGUUUUACGGCUGUCUGCUGGCGGAGCUGGUGCCCGUGCCCAUAGAGGUGCCGCUCACUCGAAAGGAUGCGGGCGGGCAGCAGGUGGGCUUUCUGCUGGGCAGCUGUGGGGUCACUCUGGCUCUGACCACUGACGCCUGCCAGAAGGGUUUGCCCAAAGCACAGACUGGGGAGGUGGUCACUUUUAAAGGCUGGCCUCGGCUGCUGUGGUUUGUUACUGAUGGAAAACAUGUUGUAAAGCCUCCUAAAGACUGGCAUCCACCAAUACGAGACGCCAGCAACGAGAUCGCAUACAUAGAGUAUAAGACCGGUAAGGAGGGCAGCACUAUGGGGGUCACGGUGUCUCACUCCGCCAUGUUGGCUCACUGUCAUGCGCUCACACAGGCCUGCGGAUACACAGAGGGAGAGGUUAUAACUAAUGUGUUGGACUUCAAGCGGGACGCUGGUUUAUGGCACGGGGUCUUGACGAGUGUGAUGAACAGAAUGCAUGUGAUCAGCAUCCCGUACUCACUGAUGAAGGUCAACCCUCUGUCCUGGAUACAGAAAGUGCACACUUAUAAAGCACGUGUUGCCGUGGUGAAGUCCAGGGACAUGCACUGGUCACUUUUAGCCCAGCGGGAUCAGAGAGACAUCAGUCUGAGCUCUCUACGCAUGCUCAUUGUAGCAGACGGAGCCAAUCCCUGGUCCAUUUCGUCGUGCGAUGCCUUCCUGAAUGUGUUUCAGUCGCGCGGGCUGCGUCCUGAGGUCAUCUGUCCGUGUGCCAGCUCCUCUGAGGCCCUGACCGUCGCCAUCCGCAGGCCUCCAGAGACAGGUGUUCCUCCUCCAGGUAAGGCUGUUCUCUCCAUGAGUGGUCUGAGCUAUGGAGUGAUUCGGGUGGACACCGAGGAGAAGCUCUCCGUCCUCACAGUGCAGGACGCGGGACAGGUGAUGCCCGGAGGGCUGGUGUGUGUGAUUCGUGUGGAGGGAACGCCGUAUCUCUGCCGUACGGAUGAGGUUGGAGAGAUCUGUGUGAGCUCCAGCACUACAGGAAUCUCCUAUUAUGGUCUGCCAGGAAUGACCAAGAAUGUCUUUGAGACCAUUCCCGUCACAUCAUCAGGAGCUCCUAUCAGUGACCGAGCCUUCACACGCACCUCUCUGCUGGGCUUCAUUGGUCCGGAUAAUCUGGUGUUUGUGGUGGGCAAGCUGGACGGGCUGAUGGUGGUCAGUGGACGCAGGCAUAAUGCUGAUGAUGUGGUGGCCACAGCGCUGGCCGUCGAGCCCAUGAAGUUUGUCUACAGAGGAAGGAUCGCAGUGUUUUCUGUGUCGGUGCUGCAUGAUGAGCGGAUAGUAGUGGUGGCGGAGCAGAGACCAGACGCUUCAGAGGAGGACAGCUUUCAGUGGAUGAGCCGAGUGCUGCAGGCUAUCGACAGCAUCCAUCAGGUGGGCGUGUACUGUCUGGCUCUGGUUCCAGCAAACACACUCCCCAAAGCUCCUCUUGGCGGCAUCCACAUCUCUGAGAGCAAGCAGCGCUUCCUGGAGGGAGCCCUGCACCCCUGCAACGUGCUCAUGUGCCCACACACCUGCGUCACCAACCUGCCCAAACCCAGACAGAAGCAGCCCGGCACCGAGGUGGGUCCGGCUUCUAUGAUCGUGGGAAACCUGGUGGCAGGAAAGAGGAUUGCACAGGCCUGUGGCAGAGACGUGACCCAGCUGGAGGACCACGACCAGUUUCUGUAUCUUCAGGAUGUCCUGCAGUGGAGAGCUCAGGCCACGCCAGAUCACCCUCUGUUCCUGCUGCUCAACUCUAAGGGCACUGUGGUCAACACUGCGUCCUGUGUGCAGCUGCACAAGCGUGCGGAGCGUGUGGCGUUAGCGCUGAUGGAGAGAGGACGACUGAACGCUGGAGAUCACGUAGCACUGCUGUAUCCUCCUGGCAUUGAUCUGAUCGCCACGUUUUAUGGCUGUCUGUACGCCGGCUGUGUUCCCGUCACCGUCAGACCCCCACACCCGCAGAACCUGACCACAACCCUGCCUACCGUCAAGAUGAUUGUUGAGGUCAGUAAGUCUGUGUGUAUUCUGACCACUCAAGCAAUAAUGAAGCUACUGAAAUCCAAAGAGGCGGCGGCGGCUGUGGACAUUAAAGCAUGGCCGUUGAUACUGGACACAGAUGAUCUGCCCAGGAAGAGGCUUCCUCAGAUCUACAAGCCUCCGUCCCCAGAGAUGCUGGCCUACCUGGACUUCAGUGUGUCCACCACAGGGAUCCUCGCCGGGGUGAAGAUGUCCCACGCUGCCACCAGUGCCUUGUGUCGCUCCAUUAAACUGCAGUGUGAGCUGUACCCGUCCCGACAGAUCGCCAUCUGCCUCGACCCGUACUGCGGCCUGGGCUUCGCUCUCUGGUGUCUCUGCAGUGUGUACUCAGGUCAUCAGUCUAUCCUGGUUCCUCCGCUGGAGCUGGAGACGAAUGCGUCUCUGUGGUUGUCGGCCGUCAGCCAGUAUAAAGUGCGCGUGACCUUCUGCUCAUACUCAGUGAUGGAGAUGUGCACUAAAGGCCUGGGCUCUCAGACGGAAGCUCUGCGGCUACGUAACGUGAACCUGUCGUGUGUGAGGACCUGUAUGGUGGUGGCGGAGGAGCGUCCUCGUAUCACACUCACUCAGAGUUUCUCCAAGAUCUUCAAGGAUCUGGGUUUGUCCACUCGCGCCGUCAGCACCACCUUCGGCUGCAGGGUCAACGUGGCCGUCUGUCUACAGGGCACGGCGGGUCCGGAUCCCACCACUGUAUAUCUGGACAUGCGGGCGCUGCGGCACGACAGGGUUCGAUUAGUGGAGAGAGGAUCACCGCACAGUCUGCCGCUGAUGGAGUCUGGGAAGAUUCUGCCGGGGGUGAAGGUUAUCAUCGCCAACACAGAGACGAAAGGACCUCUGGGAGAUUCUCAUCUGGGAGAGGUCUGGGUGAGCAGCCCCCAUAAUGCCACUGGGUAUUAUACGGUGUACGGCGAGGAGGCGCUGCACGCAGAUCAUUUCAACACCAGAUUGAGUUUCGGGGACACGCAGACGGUCUGGGCUCGCACGGGAUAUCUGGGCUUCUUACGGCGCACUGAACUCACAGAUGCCAGCGGAGAGCGUCAUGAUGCGCUGUAUGUGGUUGGAGCUCUGGACGAGACUCUGGAGCUGCGGGGAAUGCGCUACCAUCCCAUAGACAUCGAGACGUCUGUGAUCCGCUCACACAAGAGCAUCGCCGAGUGUGCCGUGUUCACCUGGACGAAUCUGCUGGUGGUGGUGGUGGAGCUGGAGGGCUCGGAGCAGGAGGCUCUGGAUCUCGUAGCACUGGUGACCAAUGUGGUUCUGGAGGAGCACUACCUGAUCGUGGGGGUGGUGGUGGUGGUGGACCCCGGGGUCAUUCCCAUCAACUCCAGAGGGGAGAAACAGCGCAUGCACCUGCGGGACGGCUUCCUCGCGGACCAGCUCGACCCCAUAUAUGUGGCCUACAACAUGUGAGACUGCGGAACCUGAGGAAUCUGCAGAUGCACAUUUACAGAGGAAGCGUUCGGGGUGGGGGAGAGUGUGGACGGUCGCUUUUCUUCCUCCAGAAACACGAAGAGUCCUUGAUGGAGCUAUGCAGUUUAUUUUUUAUAUCAGACUGACAGAAUGCCUUGGAAAUAAAACUCUGAUUCAGUGGUCAGGCCAAACGACUCAAUUACAUCUCCUGUUUAUCUGAGGCUGGGACACUGAAUCAAUGCAUUGUGAAUCAGGAAAUCAUUCUGCAUUGAUUAUGAGAUUUUAUGAAUGCAUGGAGAUUCUGUUAAAUCAAUUUUAAGCUUCGUUUUCACCAGCAGAUGGCGCUGUAUGCUUUACAAACAGCCUAUAUCUGCUUGCUUCUAAUUGCGUACACAUACCACGCAAACCUAAAAUGAUCAAUAUUAAGGGUUCCAUUAACAAUCGAGUUCAUCGUGAGUUGUUUACAUUAAUCGUAUGACAAAAGUUGAGGUGUAAGUACAUUUGACCUGCUAUUUUUAAGCAUUUGAGUGUAGUUAAAAUUAAACCUAGAGCGCUGUCUCCCCUUAAACACUAGCCUAGAGCGCCGUCUGCCAUUAAACAGUAGCCUAAAACGCCAUCUGUUGUUAAAAACUAGCCUAGAGCACCAUCUGUUGUUAAAAACUAGCCUAGAGCACCAUCUGUUGUGAAAAACUAGCCUAGAGCGCCAUCUGUUGCUGUUGCAGUUUAUGAACUCACAGCGCUGGCUGCACCUCUGAAUGAAUCUAGUGGACUCAGACACGGCUCCAAAUGAAUCGACGCUGUUUUUCAGCCUUCCUAAAGCACAUAAACACAGCUACUGUCUCAAUAAAAUCCACGUUAGCCAUUUAGAAACGAAGCGACAGUCACCGGGCAGACAAAAGCAUCGCCUAUUGAAUCCGCGUCUAUUGCUCAGUGAAUUUAACGCACGAAUAAAGCAGAUUUGACGAACGAAUGAAGUGAGAAACUCAAAAUGUCCAUGCAUCUAUUUACUUACGAAUAGCGCGAUUGGUGUGAACACAGCAUAAAAAUUAUUAAUAAAUCCAUAUAAAACAGUCCCUUAAAAGUGACGUCACGUCUUCAGUUUCACACUCAGGUGCGGUUUGCACUCAGAGUACAAGCGUACUAUGCCAAAGCGCAACGGAACCGCGCUCUGGCACACUUCAAAAAACACGCCAAGGCAUGGUUUGGAUAACCUAGUGUGAGUACACUCUAAAAGUGCACUGGAAGGCAGCCCUAGUGGUCUGAUACAUGUGAGGGUCUGCCCCUGGAUAUUUUAGGCCUAGAGCGUCAUCUGCAGUUAGAAACUAAGCUCAGAAUCGAUUCUAGAACUGAAUCCUGAUGCAUUACGAAAAUCAAAGAAAUUAACCAUGAAUCACAAUGCAUUGAUUGAUUGCUCAGGCCUACCGUUUUCUCAUGUGACAUAACUAUGAGUUCUGAUCAAGAACAUACCGUACUGUAAGACACAUGUGUUGAAUGUUCUCUGUGUGUGAGGAAGACCAGAGUUGUACCACUGUACAGUCAAUUCAAGAACACAUGUAAAUGCAUUUAAAGUCUUGCCAUCACUGUCGCCAAUGAUGUAGCUGUAAAAUAUGCACAAACUAAUUGGUUUUAACAUCAUCACACACAUCUAUGAUAAAUAUUUUAUCCGGAGACCAGACGGCAAUAAUGAAGUGAGUGUCUGCUUGCAGGAGAGCAGUGCUGAAGGUGUGUGUGUGUGUUCAUCCAUUCUCAACAUGGACCUGAAACAUGUUCAUACACCUGAUUCAUUCAUUGUGUGAGCUUCAAGACUGAGCAGGACAGGAAUCAGGGUAAAAACAGUCAAUAGAUGAAGUGUCUUAUUCAGGUAACCGAGUCCCAGUGUGAAAAAGCAUUUCUGCAUCGUCCUCUCAGCUUUUGUUUACGUACUGAUAUUAAUGUUCAUGACUAGAUCAUCUUCUACUCCUGCAGAUGAAUGUAUGAAGGUGACGUUUUCAGUCUCCUACAUAAUACUGUUUGAAAAGAAAGUAGCAUUUUCCAUGAGUCCAUCAAAAGCAAACAGGUGUGACCGUUACUUCAGGAAAUAAACAAUGACCACUGCAGGUUAGGGCUUUUCAUUUUCCUAGCGUCGGCCAGCACUGUAUAGAGCAUUUCUAACACGGCUUGCUUUCUUCUGUUGUGUUCAUUGCGUAUAUAUGACAUGCUGUAAUUAUGUACAGAAUUUGUGUAAUAAGUUAUUACUGGGACACCAGAAAACCACUGAUGCUUUUGUCGUGGUUUUUGCAGCGCUAUUGAGGAAAGCAGAAGCUGCUCAAAUCAAAGUUUCAUUUCUUGAUCAAGCAGUAAGAUGAGUAACUCUUCAUGUCAUGUUUUAUAAGCCGACAGACUCCAGAAGUGGUUUUGCUGCAAGGAUUGUAAAGCACAUACAGCAUCUGUAUCGCAGGAUGAUUGUGUGACUGUUCUGUCAUUUAGUGAACAUUUGGUUGAAACAGCUUUGGACUUCUGUUAAUAUUUCUUAAUAAAAACACCAUGCUUUUAA
This is a messenger RNA of Danio rerio (zebrafish), 7579 nucleotides long. The record is from RefSeq and is a predicted model, not a curated record. NCBI's taxonomy places the organism in Eukaryota, Metazoa, Chordata, Actinopteri, Cypriniformes, Danionidae.